AGCUGGCAAUAACUUUGCAGGGAGAACGAUCGGUUUAUGUGCCUCCAAAAGAAUGAUUUUGUAACAGCAGUCGUGUUAUCGUGUGAUAUUAGGUAGCUUAAUCUCUUGGACAGCAGCACGUACUGCAUACAGUGAAGAGAAAGCAGAAACUAUCAGCUAUGGGAGGCGGCGGCGGCGGCCAAGGCGAUCACCAAAAGCAGCCGCUGCUCGGCAAGCUCUCGGAGCCCGGCGACAGUUCAUCUGAGAAGCGCCUAGUCAAGAGAACCGGCACGGUAUGGACGGCGAUGGCGCACAUCAUAACGGCGGUGAUCGGCUCUGGCGUGCUGUCGCUGGCGUGGAGCGUGGCGCAGCUCGGCUGGGUCGGCGGGCCGGCGGUCAUGCUGUUCUUCGCCGGGGUCACCGCGGUCCAGUCCUCCCUCAUCGCCGACUGCUACAUUUCCCACGACCCGGAGCGCGGCACCGUCAGGAACAGGUCGUACAUGGACGCCGUGCGGCUCUACCUAGGUGAGAAGACCCGGUUGUUCUGCGGUUUUUUCCUUAACUUCAGCUUAUUUGGGACAGGGGUGGUGUACACUCUCACCUCCGCCACAAGUAUGAGGGCGAUUCAGAAGUCCAACUGCUACCACAGGGAAGGCCACGACGCGCCGUGCUCCGCCGGAGGGGACGGCUACUACAUGCUCCUGUUCGGCCUCGCGCAGCUCGUCCUGUCGCAGAUACCCGACUUCCACGACAUGGCGUGGCUCUCUGUCUUCGCGGCCGUCAUGUCCUUCUUCUACGCCUCCGUUGGCCUCGGCCUGGGUGUCGCCAACGUGAUCGCAAACGGGGUGAUCAAGGGCCGCAUCGGAGGCAUUCCCCUGGUGUCCACGACACAGAAGGUGUGGCUAGUCUCGCAGGCCCUCGGGGACAUCGCGUUCGCCUACCCCUUCUCCUUGGUGCUGCUUGAAAUAGAGGACACGUUGAGGUCGCCGCCGCCGGAAAGCGAGACGAUGAAGACGGCGUCGAGGGCGAGCAUCGUGAUCACCACUUUCUUCUACCUCUGCUGCGGAUGCUUCGGCUACGCGGCGUUUGGCGACGGCACCCCGGGCAACAUCCUCACCGGGUUCGGCUUCUACGAGCCCUACUGGCUCAUCGACCUCGCCAACCUCUGCAUCGUCCUCCACCUCCUCGGCGGCUACCAGGUAUACUCGCAGCCGGUAUUCGGGUUCGCGGACCGGCAGUUCGGUGGCGCCGAGUUCGAGGUGCGGCUGCUCGGCACGCGCCGCGUCAACGUGUUCAGGCUGUGCUUCCGCACGGUGUACGUGGCGGCGACGACCGCGCUGGCCGUGUGGUUCCCGUACUUCAACCAGGUGAUCGGGUUGCUCGGCGCCUUCACCUUCUGGCCUCUGGGCAUCCACUUCCCCGUGGAGAUGUACCUCGUGAGGAACAAGGUGAUGCCGUGGACCAAGCAGUGGCUCGCCAUCCGGGCAUUCAGCGCCGUCUGUCUUCUCAUCAGCGCGUUCGCCUCCGUCGGCUCCGCCGUGGGGGUGUUCGGGUCGGAGACGAGCUGAUUUAACUCUGCAAACUUAGUUGUCGCCCAUUUUUCAGAUGGGAUGGGACUGCAGCGACAUGUUCUGUACAUAUAUGAUAAUGAUACUUCGUGUUAGCUACAAUCAGAUUAGACUUUCUACGAAGAACUUCACGUACAAAUUGGUGAAUGGUAAGGCUUAAGAGCGGGCAAGAUGGCACUUUUAUGGUA
Messenger RNA from Phragmites australis (common reed), 1735 nucleotides. RefSeq names its product probable amino acid permease 7. NCBI's taxonomy places the organism in Eukaryota, Viridiplantae, Streptophyta, Magnoliopsida, Poales, Poaceae. The transcript has 7 exons. The record is from RefSeq and is a predicted model, not a curated record. Gene Ontology annotation, cellular component: plasma membrane. The coding region runs from base 159 to 1547 and encodes 462 amino acids.